GCUUCCUAGACGACAACUCCGGAUCUUAGUUUCUUCUGAACUUCCAGUCUACGGAUCCGUAGACACGUUCAAACAAACUUGUCCUCUGUUGUCCAACCGCCUACCAAGAUGGAGCCCACCUUGAAGGAGUUUCUCCUUAGCGCGAUUCGGCCGUCCAUCAUUUUGGUCAUGGCCACCUACCAACUCAUUCUCGCUAUCGUCGACGUGCUCCUUGAGUGUAAGCCUGGCGUCCUGUUCCAUGCGUCCCAGCUGCAAGAGCGGGCCUUCUCCCGCUUCUGGAACGCAUAUGGAGAAAUUAUGUCGGAAGAAAUGCCAAUGCCAAUGAUGGCACUGCUCAAGACUGUCAAGGGAACUGUCCUCGAUAUUGGCCCUGGCACGGGCGACCAGCUACGGCACUUUGACGCGUCUAAAAUCGUCAAGGCAUACGGUGCGGAACCGACCCUCAAGCUCCACGACAAGCUCAAGAUCAACGCAACAAAGGCCGGUCUGGGCGACAAGUACAGCGCCCUCCACUGCGGAGGCGAGCCCGAGAGCUUGUUCCCCGCGCUCGCAAAGGCGGGGCUGCUGGAGGGUGGUGCGGAAGGCGUGUUCGACGAGGUCGUCUGUGUCAGGGUGCUUUGUGGCGUGCCGAGGCCAGAGGAGACCGUCAAGGGCCUCUACAAGCUGCUCAAGCCCGGCGGGAGGCUUGUGUUGCACGAGCACAUCGUCAACCCUUGGAAGGAGAGUGGAGGAAGCUUCAUCUCAAGGUGUCUCCAGGCGAUUUACAUGGCUCUGGGAUGGAAGUUUUUAAUGGGCUCAUGUUGCAUGGACAGAGACACUAAGAGCAUUGCCCUCGCUGCAGGAGGCAAGGACGGCUGGUCCCAGGUCCAGCUGCAGUAUCUGAAUCCGUGGAGCCCGUUCCCGUACCUGGUCGGGUCGUUGGUCAAGAAGGAUUAGCUAGACUGUAUAGUAUGUAGGUAGGGAAGACUUGCCGCAUUUGAAAGUGGAAAGCACGG
Molecule: messenger RNA, 995 nt
Organism: Aplosporella prunicola CBS 121167
Lineage: Eukaryota; Fungi; Ascomycota; Dothideomycetes; Botryosphaeriales; Aplosporellaceae
Exons: 2
Coding region: 109-936 (275 amino acids)
Source: RefSeq, a predicted model, not a curated record